Messenger RNA from Morchella sextelata, 1686 nucleotides. RefSeq lists its product as uncharacterized. Gene Ontology annotation, cellular component: fungal-type vacuole membrane. The record is from RefSeq and is a predicted model, not a curated record. Gene Ontology annotation, biological process: transmembrane transport. Bases 1 to 1686 code for a protein of 561 amino acids. Lineage: Eukaryota; Fungi; Ascomycota; Pezizomycetes; Pezizales; Morchellaceae. The transcript has 5 exons. Gene Ontology annotation, molecular function: transmembrane transporter activity.
AUGACCAGCCAAUCUUCUACGGUGGCUGAAAACCGACUGCACGCGUCGAUUCAAGACCAGCAAAGCACGAUUCUCAACGGAGGAAAGUACGAUGAGGGCGUAGGGCCAGGGCAGGUUCCUCCAGUCGGUGCAUUUGAGGUUUCUAGGACGAUACGAGUGGUCCAGGUUGGGGUAGCAACAAUUUAUUGCUUGCUGGCUGCCGGUGUGGUGUUUGGAUAUGCUGCGCUGAAGCCUGUAAUGAUUAAAGAAGGGAUAUAUAGGGAACAUUGUACGGAGCAUGAAAUUGCCAAGAAUGUUCAUGUGUGCUUUGAACAGGAGAUUCGGCUGAAUUUCAUGUUUACGGUGGCUGCUGUAGCUACAAAUGUCUGUGCCCUACUUGUUGGCGCAAUUCUUGACCAGUAUGGUCCCCGUGUUUCUGGCAUGAUCGGUUCGGCCCUCUUUGCGCUUGGAUGUCUUGGGUUUGGGUUUGCCGAUAAGAUUCACAGUUAUAGCAUUGAUCCUUAUCCAAUCGCAUAUUUCCUUCUGGCCGUCGGUGGCCCUUUCAUCUUCAUCCCGUCUUUCCACCUGUCAAACGCAUUUCCGACGCAUUCAGGACUUGUUCUAUCAAUGUUAACUGGUGCAUUCGACUCUUCAAGUGCCAUAUUCUUACUGUACCGCAUUGUCUAUGAAAAGACUAGUGGAAGAAUUGGACUUCAGGAAUGGUUUUUGGGAUAUCUCAUCGUCCCGGCAUUCAUCUUCGUGAUGCAAGUUCUUGUAAUGCCAGCCAGAAGCUACAAGACGGUUGUGGAAUUGGUAAGACAGGUUGAAGUUGAAGAAGAAUUGCUUGAGGAGGAGGACAGUGAUUAUGAGCAGGACGAAGUUGAAGUCCGAAUACGUAGGCAACAUCACGAAUCUGUUAUUUGCGAAAUUGAUAGCCUGCUCGGCGGGAAGAAUGCCGUGAAAGAGAGCGAGAGGAGACGAGAAAAAAGACAUGAGGGUAGCGGUGUUUGGGGUGCCAUGCAUGGCCGUUCAGUCACGAAGCAAAUAGCUAGUGGGUGGUUUGUGUUGAUCGCAAUGUUCACCAUCAUUCAAAUGACUCGAAUCAACUACUUCGUAGCUACAAUCAGAUCACAGUAUGAGUUUCUCUUCCACUCUUAUUCCAAAGCCGUUGAGAUCAACGAAUUCUUCGAUAUCGCACUUCCAGUCGGUGGUGUGCUCGCCGUUCCUUUUAUUGGCCUGCUCCUAGACAGUUUUUCAACACUCUCGGUCCUGUCUAUUCUGGUUACAAUGGCUGCCGCAAUUGGGGCUCUCGGUUUAGUAGAAUGUUCAUACACUGCAGCUCUUGCCGGAAUAAUUGGAUUCGUUAUUUACCGACCGUUCUAUUAUACCGCUGUCUCAGACUACACCGCUAAGGUGUUUGGUUUUAAGACGUUUGGAAAAAUAUAUGGCCUAAUCAUAUGUCUUGCGGGCUUGUUUAAUUUCUCGCAAGCUGGGCUGGACGCAUUGACAUUCAAGGUGUUCCACAAGGAUCCCAGACCAGUAAACUCUGGACUGCUUGUUGCCGCUGUGGCAAUUGGAACAGCGCUUGUUUUAUAUGUGUGGAGAACCGGAAGGAAGAUUAAAAGGUUCAGACUGGGCCUUGAGGCAGAGAGAGCGGAGCCAACUUUGAUGCCUGGCGGAUCGCUGAAUGGUUAUGGUGGUGUCUAA